CGGCCCUUAAGCCCAUGGAAGAAGCGUACUACAAAUAAAAAUAUCUUGCUUGAUAUUUUUUUAGUUCACACUAUUUCACAUUUACGAAAACUAACAAGCUCCAAAUUUGAAAACAUUGGAGAGAGAUGAAGGAAAUUCAAAUUCCCAGGAAAAACUUCGCGCGCUCAUCAGAUCUCGGAGCUAAGAGACUCAAGGACCCUGAGAUGAAGAAUCGAAAGAUUACGACGGAGAAGAGACAGAGCGCAACAUUUUCCGAUGUAUCUUUUGAAAGCACAAAGGAUUCAAUGGAUUUUACUCCGAUCUCUCAGAUUUCUGGUCCGAUCUCUGAUUCCGAGGCUGAGAGUAUUAUUAUGCAAGGAUCGAGCCCAGACUUAUUGUCAACGCCUAAAAUUUGUCUUCCGGCAGAUGAUUCUCCAGUUUCAACGAUUACUAGUGUGGAGGCUCGUAUUGACACUUCUUCUACUGAUCGGAUCCAGUCGAUUGUGGACUUGCCUGCUUCUGUGCAGUCCUUGCGUGCGGAGAUCAAUGAGCUAAAAAAACUGAUCUGUUCGGCUGAAAAUUCUGCAGAAAUUAACUGGGUCGACGGAGUUGUUACUAUGAAAUUCCGCAUUGUGCUUUUGAGUUUCAUCCUUUGGGCUAUCUUAGCUGCGAUUGUGGUCUUCUUCAGCUCAGGAGAGGAAGUUGCUUACCGUGGACUACUUCCAACAUGAUUCUGCAAGGAUUUGUGAGAAACCAGGGACUACUUCUCCUGAAGCGAAACAUGUAAAAGUUGGAAAUAUCAUUUGAAAAAAAUUCAUAUACAGGUUAGUGUUUCAAUAUUAGCCUCUGAAAAGUGUUGUUAAGUUGAUGUUAAAUUUACCAAAAGACUAUUAAUCAUUUCAUAUUAGCAAUUCAUAAUAGACCCGUUGAAAAAACAAUGAUUGAGCAUCAUCUGUUAAUCUAAUCAAUACUUCACUU
Messenger RNA from Arabidopsis lyrata subsp. lyrata, 957 nucleotides. RefSeq lists its product as uncharacterized. The record is from RefSeq and is a predicted model, not a curated record. The transcript is spliced from 4 exons. NCBI's taxonomy places the organism in Eukaryota, Viridiplantae, Streptophyta, Magnoliopsida, Brassicales, Brassicaceae. Bases 126 to 710 code for a protein of 194 amino acids.